Messenger RNA from Chrysochloris asiatica (Cape golden mole), 945 nucleotides. RefSeq names its product olfactory receptor 52D1-like. Gene Ontology annotation, biological process: G protein-coupled receptor signaling pathway. The coding region runs from base 1 to 945 and encodes 314 amino acids. The transcript has a single exon. Gene Ontology annotation, cellular component: membrane. Lineage: Eukaryota; Metazoa; Chordata; Mammalia; Afrosoricida; Chrysochloridae. Gene Ontology annotation, molecular function: G protein-coupled receptor activity; olfactory receptor activity. The record is from RefSeq and is a predicted model, not a curated record.
AUGCUAACUUUUAACAGGACCGGUUAUCAACCUACUGUCUUCCUACUGGUUGGCAUUCCAGGGCUGGAGUCUGCCCACAUCUGGAUCUCCAUCCCUUUCUUCUUGGUCUACUUACUGGCACUGAUGGGAAAUAUUGCCCUUUUAUUAAUUGUCAAGUCAGAUCCUAAGCUGCAUGAACCAAUGUACCUCUUUCUGUGCAUGUUAUCUUUGGUUGAUUUGAUGCUCACUUCUUCUACGAUUCCCAAGAUACUCAGCCUCUUUUGGUUCAAUGACAGAGAAAUCUACUUUGAAGCCUGCCUUACUCAAAUGUACUUCAUCCAUUCUCUGUCUACCAUGGAAUCUGGAUUUAUCUUGGCCAUGGCUUUUGACCGCUACGUUGCUAUUUGCCGCCCAUUGAGACAUUCUAGUAUUCUGACACCUGCAGUCAUUAUAGGCUUAGGUUUGGCCAUAGUCUUAAGAGGAGUUAUACUCCUCAGUCCACACCCCUUCCUUCUGAGGUGGCUUUCUUACUGUCCAACUAACAUCAUCUCCCAUACUUACUGUGAGUUCAUGGCCCUAAUAAAGCUGGUUUGUGAUAAAAUCAAGAUUCGCCAAGCCUAUAGCCUAAUUGUGGCCUUCCUGACAGGAGGGCUAGAUUUCAUCUUGAUCAUUUGUUCUUAUGUCCUUAUUCUUCUCACUGUCUUCCAUCUCCCAUCCAAGACAUCCCGCCUCAAGACUUUAAGCACCUGUGUUUCUCAUGUAUGGGUUAUUUUGGUAUUUUAUACACCAGCCUUUUUCUCCUUUCUUACCCACAGGUUUGGCCACCACAUUGCUCCACGUAUCCACAUUUUUAUAGCUAAUAUAUAUCUCCUUAUACCACCCAUGAUGAAUCCCAUUAUUUAUGGUGUUAAAACCAAGAGGAUCAGGGAGGGAUUCUUUAAAAUGUUAACAAUUAAAAGUGCUUGA